AUGAACUGCUUUCCUUCUGCACCCAGUCCGCUGGUCGACAACUUCGUGGGUCUCGUUCAUCCGCUUGCUCCUGCCGGUCGUCAAUACACGGACGUUGUAGACACGAUGCUGCCAAGCCCAUACUUCCUGACACAACACACCGCCAGCUUUUCGUUGGGUUCGCUCGUCGACGAAUUCAGAGCCAAACGGGAGGCGUCUGGUGCACUGCUCUACCUCACUGGCACGACUGCCGAUAGACGGAUGCAGCUAUCGAUCGGUGAGAAGACGUCCUCGGCUUCGAGUUCAGUCGCUGACAACAGUCUCGAUCAAGGCAUCAAACCUUACGACCGAAGACGCGCUGAGCAGCAUGACGCUCGUCGACGGGAGCAAUGCCGAGCGAACCAGGCUCGUUACCGUGACAAGCAGCGACAUGCGCAGCUGAUGCUCGAGAAGAGUGUCGGGCAGCUGAAGAACGAGCUCGUCACGUUGAAACGACAGGUUCGAGAUAUGUCGUCGCGCAAGAGGAGUCACCAGAGUCCGUGGUCGAUCACGACCGAAGUCUUUCGACUCAUCGAGGCUAGUUUCUGCUCUCCGUGGCGGAUGACCAGCACUCGAGAGAUGAAAAGGUACACCGAGACUCGGCACAUCAUCGCUGUGUUGGAGCAACCGUUUGCACACGACGUGGCAAUGGGGGACUUGCAAGGACUUGACGAGUUGCUGGAGCAGCUACGACUGUACUCGCAUAACUUUGGUACUCCGAGUCUACAGCUGCAACGGAUCGAGGCUGUGACUCCUAUUGUCAUGGCUGCUCAAGCGACACUGAGCGUGACAAUAACCAAGCUCACGCUGCGCCACGUUUUCCCGCACUUGGUUGACGUGUCAGGUCAAGAUCGAGUCCAAGGCGACCGCAAUCGACUGUACCAGCGCCUUUUGGACCAGCGCCUCGAUUGUAGCUGCUCCGUGACUUUUCUCUUCGACGAAGACAGUGACCGCGUCGUGCGGUUUUCAACAAGUAUCGAGUUCAUACCGGCUUUGCUUCGGUUGUUAGGAGACCUACGAGACGUGUCGGACGUGCUUCAGCAUGCAAAGAUUUCGUUCGAGAGCGUCGUGGGCGACGUCGAAGGGGGAAGUGCAGGUAGUCUUAACCGUGAGAGCAACUGGUCCGUAUCGUAA
Peronospora matthiolae is the source of this 1152-nucleotide messenger RNA. NCBI's taxonomy places the organism in Eukaryota, Oomycota, Peronosporomycetes, Peronosporales, Peronosporaceae. The record is from the annotation of a GenBank genome assembly.